Benincasa hispida (wax gourd) is the source of this 1190-nucleotide messenger RNA. RefSeq names its product two-component response regulator ORR3-like. NCBI's taxonomy places the organism in Eukaryota, Viridiplantae, Streptophyta, Magnoliopsida, Cucurbitales, Cucurbitaceae. Gene Ontology annotation, biological process: phosphorelay signal transduction system; cytokinin-activated signaling pathway. The record is from RefSeq and is a predicted model, not a curated record.
AAAAGAAAAGAAAAGAAAAAGAAGAAAUGAAAGGAAAGCACCUUGUUGUUGUUGUUUGCUUGUUGAAGUUGAAUUGAAAUAAGAAUAAAAAUUGAAGAUCCGGGAGAGAUUGGGUAACAAAAUCUGUAGGAUCUUCCUUUCCAAACUGUCAAAAAAAUCUUGUAAGGAUUUCGCAAAAUUAUAUCCCAAUUCCCCAUUCUAAUCAGAAUCAAAAUGCUUUCUUUCUUCCCCAUUUAUAAACCCUUUAUCCUUCCUCUUCUUCCCACCAGAAUUCCCUUUCUUCUUCUUCUUCUUCUUCUUCCUUUGAUUUUACUAUUGAAUUCCAAUUCCCAUGGCCCUUCUCUCCGCUGAGCCUCGAUUUCAUGUCUUGGCUGUUGAUGACAGCCUCAUUGAUAGGAAGCUCAUUGAAAGGCUCCUCAAAACUUCCUCCUUCAAUGUUACUGCUGUGGAUUCUGGAAGCAAAGCUUUGGAGCUUCUGGGUUUGGUUAGAGAAAGAAAUGGAAGCAACCAUUCUCCUAUUUCCCCUGAAAAUCAUCAUCAUUAUCAUCAUCAUCAUCAUCAAGAGAUUGAAGUUAAUCUCAUAAUUACAGAUUACUGUAUGCCAGAAAUGACAGGCUAUGAUCUUCUCAGAAAGAUCAAGGAAUCUGACUCACUUAAAGACAUUCCUGUUGUGAUUAUGUCCUCUGAGAAUGUUCCAUCAAGAAUCAACAGAUGUUUGGAAGAAGGAGCUGAGGAGUUUUUGCUAAAACCAGUGAAAUUAUCUGAUGUCAAUAAGCUUAAGCCUUUCAUAUGUAGAGGUAAAGACAAGGAGAUGGAUAUCAACAAUCUCAAGAGAAAGGAAAUGGAAAAGAGCCAAUCAUCUGAGAGAACAAGAACAAAAUACAAUGAACUUUUCUGAACUUUUGCGGAUGACCAUUAAUCAUUAUUACCAGAUUUUCUAGAGUUAAAUGACAAUUAUUAUGGUUACAAGAGUCGCAGUCAUUUUGAAAUUUGUCUACUUGUACAAAGUUGAUGAAAAUUCAGAUUUUUAGGCUUAGAAAUCUCAUUAUUUUGUAGUUUAGACAUGUGAACUCAUGAUUUGAUCUCUACCAAACAAACAAAAUAAGAGCAUACAUCACUUUUUUUCUUUCUUUUUAUUUUCCAAUUUUGGCUUUGGACCACUAAUAAGAUUGCUGAAUGAAUUUGGUCAA